UCAGCAGCGAAUCUGGUGAUGCCACACAACAUUAUAUGAAGAUUCAACUUGAUGGAACAUCUUUUGCUUCUCCUCCUCAUUCAAUGGAUCGAAUUGGCCUUUCCUAUUUUGAGGUUGAUUUUUCCAAAACAUCAAACUCCAGUGAUAAUGUUGAGAAAGGAAGUAAAUCUGGUUCUGGAAGCAGCUUUGUUGUUCCUGUUGUGUACGAGGUUUCAUUGCAGCAGCAGAGCAAGUUAAUACGAGUAUACUCAACUGUUAUAAUUUUGAACUCCACAUCCAUGCCACUGGAACUUCGCUUUGAUAUUCCGUUUGGCAUCUCCCCAAAGGUUAUUGAAUUCUAAUAUGCCAG
Messenger RNA from Camelina sativa (false flax), 349 nucleotides. The record is from RefSeq and is a predicted model, not a curated record. Lineage: Eukaryota; Viridiplantae; Streptophyta; Magnoliopsida; Brassicales; Brassicaceae.